Messenger RNA from Xyrichtys novacula (pearly razorfish), 21365 nucleotides. The record is from the annotation of a GenBank genome assembly. Lineage: Eukaryota; Metazoa; Chordata; Actinopteri; Labriformes; Labridae.
AUGUCGGAUAAGACAGCACCUCGCUGCCAGCUCAGGCUGGAGUGGAUCCAUGGCUACAGAGGCCACCAGUGUCGGAAUAACCUGUACUACACUGCAGGAAAGGAGGUGGUGUACUUUGUGGCCGGGGUGGGGGUGGUCUACAACACCAGAGAGCACACCCAGAAGUUCUACCUGGGACACAAUGAUGAUAUCAUCAGGUGAGUGAAAGAGCUGAUUAAACUCCUAUAAACUUCUAUAAACAGACACAGUAUAAGAAGGAGGAGCUGGGGUGGAGGCAGGGAGAGCAGCAGCAAAGACCCCGAAGAAAAACAUGUCACAAAGUAUGUGUAUACUGCGUGUAUUUAAAUAUAUAGAUAUAUUUAAACUGAAGUUUGAAAUCAACUAAAAUAAAACACAAAUAAAAAAUCUUUGGUUAAAUAUUUUAGGUUUCAUUCACUAUUUUUUAAAAGAUAUUUAUUCAUGUCAUUUAUGUCUUUGAGCAUUUUUACCUUGAAUUGACAGAGAGACAGGAAAUUUGGGGAGUAGAGAGCAGAGGAAGACAGGCAGCAAAAGGGUCAUGACUGCUGUAAUGAGGAUUUUGGCCUCCAUACAUGGGACACUCAGACUGUCAGGCCAUUUAAUUUAUUGUGAAAUUGUCCUGCUUCGUUAAAAAAAAAAAAAAAAUCAAAUGCUCCAUUAAAAGCUUAGACUGGGCACCAGGCGGCACACAUGUGUCUUAGAUGCGAGGAGAGAGUGAAUUGAGCGAGAGGCGUCUGAGCCCCAUGGCCUGAUAGGAGCUGACAGCUGGUGGGAGAAAUGCUGACAAUGAAGAUGAGCUGAUGAAACAGCUGACUGUUUCCCAGUUCUGCACUCACAAAAAAAAAAAAAGAAAUUAAAUAGUCCUCUGACAUCCAAUCACGUCUAGCAAACAAGUUCCCCAAUAGAGACCUGCACCAGCUUCAAUUUGACACAUGCGUACAUCAUUGUUGAGACCUUUGGACGCUCCAUGAUCUCCAGAAGAUAAACCCUUUAAACUUUACUGACCCCAACACUAUUAUCUGUAUCAAGACAAUCUCCACAGCAAUAUUUGUGUGAUAAUAUGAUCACAUACAACGUCAAAGCCAAGAUGCAAAUAGGCACAAUGUGAUGCAAAUCAGGGAAAGGAUGAGAGUGUACAUCAUAAGUGAUUCGUGUGAUUUGAAAGAAAUAAACCUGAGCACUAAAUCUUUGGGACACUGUGUCUGAAAACCUUCAGUGUUAACAUUCAUGUACUCCAGGGCACUGCUAGCUCAGUCUGUACAGUGGACACUGUUUUGUCCCUGACGGCAUUAUUUGGUGUCUUUUCUGUAUUUUUUUUGUGUCUUUUCAGCUUUUCUAACAACGGAGGCAAAGACCUAAAGAAAACUGGAAAAAAUUAUUCUCCCACACUUAAACAUUGUGUCAGGAAUCCCCAUAUCAAAUCCCACUUAGAAAGGAGCAUUUAAACUUGUUUCUCAUCAUGCAGGAUCUGGACUUUUUAAAAAUCUGCAUCAUGUUGGUAUUAUUACAGCAUCCUUUUAGCGUUUGUAUUGUCUUUACAUCACAUUCAAAUCUGUAACAGUAAAACCUAAAAUCACCGGAGACAGAUACAGUGAAAUGAGACACAGUGGAGACACAUGAGGAAAGUAAUCUGGUAAAGUCAGAUAUUGUGCAACUGAGACUCAGCAGAGGGAGAUGCAUGAAAAUGUGACUCAGUGGAGACAGAUUCAGGCACCUCACAACUGAUACAUACUGCUCGUAUUUGGUGUCUAUUAAAAAAACCCUGGUCCUUAACUGAGCUUACAGGUCAUCAAGCUAGGACUGUGUCGUUCUCAAGUAGCUGGAAGCAGCAGGAAAGUGAGAACACAGUUCAUGGAGGUGGAGAAGGGAUAAAACCAGCUGAGAGGGAGUCCAGGUGAUGAUAUCAUUACAGAUAGGAUGCGCUCUGGACUUUCUAAUUUGUCUGAUAGGACUGAUGUUUUUUUUUAUCAGUAUGAAUGAACCUGACCAUGACAAAGUGUUGAUGUAACAUUUCUAAAGUCUGUAGGGGGCACCAGCAAGAGAACGCAUACAGUCUGAUAUCUAAAUGUGUCCCUCUCUUCCUCCCUCCUCUCUUUCUCAGUCUGGCGAUGCAUCCAGAUAAGAUCCAGGUGGCGACAGGUCAGGUGGGUAAAGACCCAUACAUUUGCAUCUGGGACACAUACGCUAUGCAGACUGUCUCCAUCCUGAGGGACGUCCACACUCAUGGAGUUGCCUGUUUGGCCUUCGACUCUGAUGGACAGGUCAGACCGCGCCCCCUUAAUGAUGAUGCUUCUGGCUGUUACCUGUGACAAUAAACCUGUUAAGAGUAAAUUCAAGCCAAGAAGUCAUUGAAAACAGUUUGGGGUCAGAAACUCUACACUCUGUGGAUCAUGUGCACUUAUUUUAUCAUGGACCGUAUUGUGCUGCACAAAAUAUGUUGGACUUAUGAAUGCAAAUGAAGUUCACGACCAACAUCCAGCUUAAACUUUGGCCUGAAAGUCUUUAAAUAUCUAUUUUGUUAUCUGGGUAUUUAGUUAUAACUAAAGUUUAUUUUCUUUAUGUUUCACUUUCCAAUAGAAAGUCCCAUUGUCAUGUGCUGGAGGAUUCUAGGAUAACAUCUUGAGCUGUUUUUGUAGCUUUAUGAUCAAAGUCAAUCUAGACGGUGAUCUACAACAUUUAUGUAAAAUCAUAAACACACCUAAGAAUAAGAUUACACUAACCUAAAAGCUGGAGGGCCUCAGGAUGCUGCCUUGGGGAACCCCUAUGUAUGAAAAUACUUAAAAUACUCUCAUCCUGACCUACUCACCUCAAGCAGAAGUCUCCAAAUUAGUUAACCCUAUAGUCUGAAUGUGGGGGGUGCAGGGUCUCUGGACAAAUUAAAAUAGAUAGUUUAUGACCCUGGCAUGUUUGUGUUUUUGUGUAGAGGUUAGCAUCAGUUGGUCUGGACGCCAAGAACACACUGUGUGUUUGGGAUUGGAGGAGAGGACGAGUCCUCGCCACGGCAACUGGACACUCAGACAGAGUAUGACGUCUUUCAAUCUGACUUCAGUUUCCUCAGAGGCAUCCGGUUUCUCUGGUGCUAAAGAGAUUUUAGAACAAAACACAGCUGACUGUUUUUCUGCUGUAGAUCUUUGACGUGGCCUGGGAUCCAUUCCAGUCCAACCGCCUGGUCAGUUGUGGAGUCAAACACAUCAAGGUGAGACUCCGACUGAUGCUCUGAUUGUCAUAAUAAAGAUAUCUGGCAUGGCAGUAAAUACAUGUGUGCUGUGUGUAGUUCUGGACUCUCUGUGGGAACGCUUUGACUCCUAAGCGAGGGAUUUUUGGGAAGACAGGCGAUCUGCAGACCAUCCUGUGUGUUUCUGCAGCCAAAGAAGAGCUGACAUACUCUGGAGCUCUGAAUGGAGACGUCUAUGUGUGGAAGGGGAUCACUCUGAUCCGGACCGUGCAGGCUGCACACGGGGUAAUUUAAAGUUAUACUUACAGUUGAGGUUACACACAGAAACAGACAUACUCACAGGUGAGCAGAUUCAGAUUUAAAGGGUCUUUAUAUUUGGGUCUUGACCAACACCAACAGAACAGAGUCAUUUGAUCUUAGAUUUUCCAGCCAGGAGCAGCAGCACUGAUGUUAAAAUGGUUUCUGUUUUUUUAGGCGGGGAUCUUCAGCAUGCACUCCUGUGAGGAGGGCUUCGCCACAGGAGGACGAGACGGCUGCAUCCGAUUGUGGGACGUGGACUUCAAACCCAUCACCAAGAUUGACUUGAGAGAGGCAGAGCAGGGAUACAAAGGUAGGCCUUUAGCCUCCUUACAAAUGGUCAACAAGUUUCACUCCCUGUAAAGUGGGUAUGUGGGUGAGUCCAGAGCAACUUAGACAAAAACUGUGUUUUUUAUCAAUCAGGCUGUAAAUGUAUUAAUUUUUUUCUCCAAAUAUGGCGUUUUAGCUCAGUGUUUAAGGGGUUUCUGCUUUGAUUGCUCGGUAACUUGGGUUACUGCAGUUUUCAGCAUUCGCUUCAUUUCUCGAGACAGGAGGAUGCAGCUUGUUUUUUUUGGCUAUGGGACUAUAUUAAUCUCCCGUCAAAGAAAACCUUCAGACUCAAACUUUUACUCUGUCAGGUCUUAAUUCUUGCUCUGUGUUUCAGGUCUAUCAAUCCGCAGUGUAUGCUGGAAGGCAGACCGGAUCCUGGCGGGGACUCAGGACAGUGAGAUCUUUGAGGUCAUGGUCCGAGAUCGGGACAAACCGGUUCUGCUGAUGCAAGGUCACAGCGAGGGUGAGCUUUGGGCGCUCGACCUGCACCCCAAACAGCCGGUCGCUGUCACUGGAAGUGACGACCGCUCAGUCAGGUGGGUCUGACUCACAAACACCUACACAGCCAGGAUGCGGAUCGGCUAAACCUCCUUUUAGUAUAUCAGCCUCUCUGUCUCUGUUUUUGUCUGUCAGGUUGUGGAGUCUUCCUGACCACACUCUGCUGGCUCGCUGUAACAUGGAGGAAUCAGUCCGCAGUGUCUCCUUCAAUAACGACGGCUCUCAGCUCGCUCUAGGCAUGAAGGAUGGGUCCUUCACCGUGUUGCGAGUCAGGUCAGCUCAGGAUACACACUGCUUACUGUGCUUACUUUAUCACUUUGAACAAAAAGGUUGUAAGUUCGCUCGUAGGCGGGCUACAUCUGUAAAGUUUUUUUUAAUGCAUGUCAGGGUUCACUUUUCAGGCGUAAACUUCAAACCAACAAAACCAGGGAGAGAAAAUUUUAGAAAACUUUAAUGAGUCUCAAUGUUUGGUAAAUGUUGGAAUAGCAGAGGAUCAAGGAUUGUGCCCUGGGGAACUUCGCAGAUCAUUUUGGUACUUUAUAAUGAAAAGUUUCUAAAGUUUCAGACCUUUGGUACCACCUUCACUACCUGACCCCAGAUAUGUCUUUUUCCUGCAGGGACAUGACAGAAGUUGUGCACAUCAAAGACAGGAAGGAGGUGAUCCAUGAGCUUAAGUUUUCACCUGAUGGUUCCUUCCUGGCGGUGGGAUCCAACGAUGGACUGGUUGAUCUCUAUGCCGUUGCUCAGCGCUACAAGAAGGUGGGCGAGUGUAGCCGCUCCACAUCCUUCAUUACCCACCUGGACUGGUCCGUGGACAGUCGCUUUCUGCAGACUAACGAUGGGGCUGGAGAGCGACUCUUCUACAGGAUGCCAGGUACUGUCUCGGUUUGAGGGCCUAGAACUCUGCAAAACAAACAGUGUUGAUGGUGGUACCCUGAAGUGAUUGGACCUGUCUGUGGACCUGACUUACCUGACUAGGCUUUGUGUCGUCUAGACAGAGGCCUUUACCUCUCAACUAGGGCAUAAGAAGAGCCCUGCCUAUCUAGACUGGAAUUUUGUUUAGGACAUAUGUAUCCUUGGUUGCUCAAGACUCACCCACUCAGGCUUUGGACUUAAAUCUGGACUGAUUUGUCCAGACCAAAACUUUAAUUUAAGUCCACUUCUGUGUUUGGGUCUUGUUUUGGGCUUGAGUUAAGGCUUACCCAUAUUUCUACGCCUUAAUCAUCUAGACUGAUCAUAGCACUUGUCUUGAAACUUGUGUGUCUGGACUGGUGACUAACAACUCCACUUUUCAGACGAGGGAUUUGUGUGAGACAUUUACCAAGUGGAUCUUGGACUCAAAUUGAGACUUACCCAUUCAGACAAGGACUUGAUUUUAGACCCACAAGUCCAGACUAGAAAAAUGUUUUGGAUGUACUGGACUAUUUUUAGGAUUUUGGAUUCACUCGCCCAGAUUAGCAGUAGUACCUGGAUUUUUUUGUAUAGACUGACUACACUACUCCAACUCACCUUUCUAACCUGGAACUGAGAAGGUACUCAGUUGUCUAGACCUGGACUGCAAAUAGGACUUGCCGAUACAGAUUUAGGAGUGGAUUUGGGAUGCAAAUGUCUAGACGUCUUAAAUUGGGUCUCACUUUUCUGUACUGGAAACUUGACUUUGUAGACUCAGGACUUAGGGCUUUCCUGUCUGGACUGAAUAUGCCACUAGUCCUGAAGAACCAACUGACUUCAGACUCAUCUUUAGGCACUUCACUGUCUUUGAAUUUGUUUUUUCUGACCUCCUGCCCCCCUGACUUUUCUUUUUUACCACCUGUUUCCUUCAGCAGGGAAGCUGGUUCCUAAAGAGGAGGCCAAAGGGAUCCAUUGGAUGACCUGGACGGGUGUGGUUGGGGCAGAGGUGAAUGGUAUUUGGCCAAAAUACACCAAUGUCACCAAUAUGAACUCUGUGGACGCCAACUACAGCAGCGCUGUGCUGGUGACCGGCGAUGACCUCGGCCUUGUCAAACUCUUCAGGUUUCCCUGCUUGAAAAAGGGUCAGUCUUUCAAACAUUUAGACUCCUUCAAGAACAGGGAAGGACAAACAUUUCAGCUGUGUUACUGAUUUAAUCUUCUUCUUUAAACAGGAGCCAAAUUCAAGAAGUACAUCGGCCACUCCGCCCAUGUGACAAAUGUUCGCUGGUCCAAUGACCUGCAGUGGGUUGUCAGCACGGGAGGGGCUGACCACGCCGUGUUCCAGUGGAGGUUCCUACCAGAGGGCGUCAUGAAUGGUGUCCUGGAGCCCCUCCUCCAAGGUAAAAAUACAAAUAACUACUAGAGUUUAACACAUAAAGAACUGAUCAAUCAGUCUCAAAAGUUUGACAGAUCAGCCUUUAGAAGCUACCCCAAUGUUUUUAUUGUUACAUUUGGUACAUUUCAGGCUGUUCACAGCUGUGUAAAAAGUAACACCCCAGCUGUGGCUAACUCUUCAUCAGUGUAAGAGCAGCCAAAACGAAACUUUUCAGGCAGUUGUUGAAUGGUACCAAAAUUAGGGUUUUCACGGACUAAUAAAUGGAGUUUGUAGAGCUGCUAGUCAUGCUAAGCUACUCUGCAGGAGUCUCAGAUUGACAGAAAGAAAGGGAAAAGACUAUGAGAAAGGUGAAAAUCAGUGUAAUAGGUUUCCUUUAUUUUUGGAAGGAACUUACAGUGAAAUGGAAAAAGGGUGUCUCAUAAAUAUUGGUCCUCUGUUUGGUACUAGAGGGUUACGCUGAUUCCAACAGCGGAGAGUCAGACUCGGAUUUGUCCGACGUCCCAGAGCUCGACUCGGACAUCGAACAAGAGGCUCAGACCAGCUAUGAACGUCAGGUAACCUGAAAACAAAUGAGUCAUGAGAUCUCAAUACCUGUCCAUAUUUCCAACUGAAUAACCUGUCUCUGUAUGCAGGUUUACAAGGAGGACCUGCCUCAGCUGAGAAAGAAGCUGAUUGGUUCCCUGAAGAGGCAGAAAGCUCCAGAGGAGGGACUUCGUCUGCAGUUUGUUCACGGGUAAAAAUCAUUCAGUCUGUUCUUAACACAGCCGGAUGAAUUCUAAUUCUCUGUGUCUCUAUACUUGACUUUUAUUGUGGCGGUCCUGCUUCCUGUUUCCUACAGGUAUCGAGGAUUUGAUUGUCGGAACAACCUUUUCUACAGUCAGACGGGGGAGGUGGUGUACCAUGUGGCCGCCGUCGCAGUUGUCUACAACCGCCUGCAGCACAGUCAGAGGUUUUACCUCGGCCAUGAUGACGACAUCCUCAGCCUCACUGUCCACCCGCUCAAAGACUACGCUGCAUCUGCACAGGUAUGCACAGCCAAUGGGAACACAGCAACACUUCAUAACACUGCCUUAAGAGGUUUCUGAUUGGCUGUCUGUGUCUCAAGGUGGGCAGAGACCCUGCUGUCCAUGUGUGGGACAUCCAGACUCUGAAGUGUCUAUCUCUGCUGAAAGGACACCACAGCAGAGGAGUGUGUGCGCUGGAGUUCACAGGUACACUAAGUGUCAGUGUUAUUUUCCACCCCACACACUGUGUUAAUAACAAGGGAACAUGUGCCAAGGAUCACACCCAGUUGGCGGUGCAUUGCUUUCCUCAAAUUCAGGAGCAUCAAUGAGACAGAUGAGAAAAAGGGUAUUGUGAGGUGCUUUCCACUGACUGGUGAUACACAGCCGUGCUCCCACUCAUAAUAAAACAUCUGUCUUUUUUUUUGUUUAUACAGUUAUUUUAAGACUUUAUAACCAAUCAGAGAAUUCAGAGAUAUGCUUACUGCUGUCUCCUGAUACCCUCGGCCCUGCACGGCCCAGAUGUUACUUUUACACUGAACGCAAAUAAGAUUAUUUACUUGCUCAGUUCGCCCAAGCACCCAAACACACAAGUACUGGUAAGAAAGGGAAUCUUACAUGUCAUGUCAGUUUAUUUACAUCAAGCUUGUCUUUCUGGAUCUUUGUCUUUUUCUCUCAGCUGAUGGGAAAAGUUUGGUCUCAGUGGGAAUUGAUGAAUUUCACUCCAUUGUCAUCUGGGACUGGAAGAAAGGAGAGCGACUAGCCAAGGCCAGGUAAACACACCUGAACUUAGCUUUACCUGAUAGAAGAGUAAGAAGUGUCAUUAAUUAAAUAGGUUUAAAAUUCAGUUUGAUCAUGACUUUAUGAUGGUAAUAUGAACAUGUAAAAGCUCCAGACUCUGACCUUGAACCUCUGGGUCCUGCAGGGGUCACAAAGAUAAAAUCUUUGUGAUCAGGAGUAACCCGUUCAGGAUGGACAAACUGGUGACCGUGGGCAUAAAACACAUCAAGUUCUGGCAGCACUCAGGUAACGCCUCACCCUCAUCCUUAGGUGACUGACGCCAACCAAGAAACACCAGAACCAAAAAGAUUUUUUUUAAUAUUUCCUUCUCCCUCCACCAGGGGGCGGUCUGACUUUCAAACGGGGAAUAUUUGGGAACCUGGGGAAGCAGGAGACGAUGAUGUCGGCUUGUUACGGUCGCUCAGAGGACCUGGUUUUCUCUGGAGCGACUAACGGAGAUGUUUACAUCUGGAGGGACACAACGCUCAUCAAGACGGUCAAAGCACACGAUGGACCUGUGUUCGCCAUGUGCUCUCUAGACAAGGUAACACCUGGAACACACCUGGAUCAUCACCUGUGGCUGUUAGGAUUUAGGAUAAGAUAGGGUAAGAUAAGACAGAAUUAAAAAGAAAAAGGAGAUCCUUCUGUAUGAUGUGGUGAUAGGAGCUGUGUAACUAAACUUCACUACUAAUACAAUCAAAAUACUCAAAAAGAUAGUUUGAAGCUCCAGAUCAAAAAAGUAAACACAGUUCUAAACUUGUGUUGUGUUCACUGUCCAGGGCUUUGUGACGGGGGGGAAGGAUGGCAUUGUGGAGCUGUGGGACGACAUGUUUGAGAGAUGUUUGAAGACGUAUGCCAUCAAGAGGGCUGCCCUGUCUACUUCGUCCAAAGGUGUCAAACCUCUUUUAUUUAUCAGAUUUACUUUAAUAUCCUUUUCAAGAGAAAUAACUUUUGUGUAAAAAAAUCCAGAGGAAGAUUCUCACAGAAAAGUAAACGCCUCUCCGGUGUGUCUAUCAACCAGGUCUGCUGCUGGAGGACAACCCGUCCAUCAGAGCCAUCACUCUGGGUCACGGUCACAUCCUGCUGGGAACCAAGAAUGGAGAAAUCUUGGAGAUUGACAAGAGUGGACCCAUGACGCUACUGGUUCAGGUCAGACUCGCAUACCUACAAAGACACACACAAGCUGCCUUUCAACACCAGAACUUUCCCCAGAAAUUAGAGGAAUUCUAUUGGUGCUUUUUGACCUAAAAGUACCAGGAACUUAUUAAAUGGUUCUAGUGGUCUGUUCUCUGUGUUUCCACCAUGAUCUGAAAUUUCAUACAGAUUUUGCAGUCCAUUAACAUAAAGAGAGCUAGUUCAGGACAGUCAUUUGGGGAUAAAGUCACUCUCUUAGCUCUUUAUUUGAGUUUCUGAAGAACUUUGAGUUGAUAAAAAGAACAAAAAGUUUCUGCUCAUGUGGGAUCUCUUUUUGGUGUCUCUACCUGUCUGCCAUUUUUUCUGCUCAGCUCUCUGUCUGUAAACUAAUCACCAACUUUUAAUGUGGACAAGAUAUUUUCCUGAAAAGAUCAACCUCAAAACUGAAAAGUACCACCCGGUAUGGGUAGAAAGGAACAUCAAAUGAAGCCAGUUAGGUUUGUGGGUUAUAAUCAUAACUUUCAGUGUGUGUAUUUGUGGUUUAUAGCUUCUAGUAUUCUUGGUUAUUUAAUGGCAAACAAAAGCACCUUGUGUAGUUUUAAAGCAGGAACCAGGGUCUUAAAGGGUUAUUCCGGCAUAAAAUUAAGGGUCAAACACACUGUAACACCACGUUUUACAGUGUGUAACACACGAAGAAGAACUCUCAACUCUUUGCAUGUCUAUUUAAGCAACUUCAACAAAUAGACAACCUCAUAUAGUGUUCAAGUGUGUCUGCUGUGUUCAGGGUCACAUGGAGGGCGAGGUGUGGGGUUUGGCGGCUCACCCUUUACUUCCUGUCUGUGCGACCGUCAGCGAUGACAAAACUCUGAGGAUCUGGGAGCUCUCCAACAACCACCGCAUGGUCGCUGUACGAAAGCUCAAGAAAGGUGAGCCCUCAAACAACACUAUGUUAAUGUGUAGAUGUGAAUGAGUUAACCUGUCAUGUGACUGUGUACUUGUGUGCAUCUGUCAGGGGGGCGGUGCUGUGCCUUCUCACCUGACGGUAAAGCUCUGGCUGUGGGUUUAAACGACGGCAGCUUCCUGGUGGUGAACGCCGACACGCUGGAGGACAUGGUGACCUUCCACCACCGCAGGGAGCUCAUCUCUGACAUCCGCUUCUCACAAGGUACCUGUAGGCACCACACAGGUGUUACACAGCCUGAAAAUGAUUUGCUGGUUGGUUGGUUGGUGAUGUUACAGGUGUGUGUUUCAGAUGCAGGAAAGUACCUGGCUGUAGCGUCACAUGACUCCUUCGUGGACAUCUACAAUGUCCUGACCAGUAAGAGAGUGGGAAUCUGUAAGGGGGCUGGCAGCUACAUCACACACAUCGACUGGGACUCCAGAGGUAAAUACAGGUGGACCACUGCUAGGCUAACACGCUAACUGUCUGCCAGGUUAGAACAUUUUAGACACGCCAGCAGAGAGGUGUUUACAUCCUCACAGUGGCCAUGUGACUCCACAGUCAUGAUGGAAACAUUAUGAAGUUAUAUCAAUUAUAUCGAUAAUAUAUUGUAUGUAUCAGUUUCACUGUUUAUGUCUGUUUGCAUUCAGGUAAACUGCUGCAGGUUAACACUGGAGCCAAAGAGCAGCUUUUCUUUGAGGCUCCGCGUGGACGGAAACAGAACAUCAGCGUGGCCGAGGUCAGUCUGAGUCUGAUUUGAAUGGGCGUGGUGCUAGUUCAGGCAGGCCACAAUGUCAAGUUAGAGUCACAAUGCAUUAGUCGAAUCCAUACCAUUCAACCAUCAAAAAGUGAAAAGUAUCGGCAUUUCUCAUCUGCUGGUAGAAGGGCAGGAUGCUCUAAAGCCUAAAACAAACAGGAUCCGUGUUGAGUGCAUUCCGUCAGCAUGGUAUCUCUACUCUGUUGAGCAGCGCUCUUCAUCACCCACAGGAUGUGUGUUUGAAGCGUGGCAGCAGCAUAAUGCAGCCCCGGUCAGCUGUGCUCAGUAUGGAGAAAACAACAAACUCACAACAGGUUGCUUUUCCUCUUUGUGGUCACUUGAUGUGUUCCGUGAUUGUUGGCUUUUACUGUAUGUGAAAAAGCAACAUGAUUUUAAAGUUUUGGUUUUUGCAGGUUUACUCUUGUUUACUAAAGUAAACUAUGUUCCUUAGUUCUGUGCUAUUACCUUAAGACAGACUUAGCAGCUAAAAGUCCACAUGGAUCAGGGAUUGACCAUCGGUUUGUUCAAUGUUACUGAUAAAUCCAUAACCAGGAAGUAUUUCUCAUCUACAGAAACUGAUAAACAGUCAAGAAUCUGCAUGUGGUGUUUAUUUUGGAAUAUACAGGAUGACAUUUGCGGUCUCCAAGCUUGACAUCCUGUCCAGGACGAUCUUCUCUGUGUAAAUUGAUGUGUGUUGGAAGCAUACAGUAGAGUAGUGAAAAUAGACUUGGUGCGUAUCUUUAGCAGUGCAGUGUUUGACACUUUUAUGAGACGGAACAGAGACGCUUCCUGUGUAAUUUGCAGCAUUGAUUAGAAUGGGAACCUAUUUGCUGCCUAACAUGUGACGCUGACUGAACGUGCACAACACAGAUCCUGUGUGUUUUAGGCUUAAGAAAUAAGGCCCAGGGUCUUCGAACAGAGCCAUACCUCUAAAUUCAAUUUAUAUCAUUAAAGUAAUGACUGUAGUGGUCCAGAUUGAACUGCCUUUAAAUCAGUAGACAGUUUGCAUGCCCACACAAACACGUUUGUGCACUCACAUUUGUAUGUCCAUUUUUUGUAGUUUGAGAAGCUGGACUGGGCGAGCUGGACAUCUGUUCUGGGUCCGACCUGUGAGGGAAUCUGGCCGGCGCUCAGCUUUGUUAACUCUGCCUCCCUAACCAAAGAUCGUAAACUGCUGGCCACUGGAGAUGACUUUGGCUUCCUCAAACUCUUCAGCUUCCCAUCACGGGUGAGACUGCAUGAACGCUGCUGAAUGUUAACCAGGAUGUUGUGGGAACCUGAGUCAGAGAGAGCUUGAUGUGAUUAAAAUCAAAUCUGAAAAAGACCAUCUCCUCUUCCUCUCUCUGUUCCUCAGGGUCAAUUUGCAAAAUUUAAGAAGUACGUUGGUCACAGCACCAAUGUGACAAACGUGCGCUGGUCCAAUGAUGAUUCCCUCCUGUUGUCGGUGGGCGGAGCCGACACGGCGCUGAUGAUCUGGACCAGAGAGCCUCUGGGUCACAAAGAGAGCAAAGCUGUGGACAGUGAGGAAUCAGAUGACGAUACUGAGGAGGAUGGAGGUACACACAGGGGCUUUUAUUGUGAAAGUCUCCCCUCAGAGAUUUUCAGAAUAAAAGAGUUGAGAAGCUACAGGUUGUCUUCGUCUUUAGUCCAGUUUAAGUCAAGGAGGACAGUUUAGACAGACUAGUUGCUGUUUUAUUUUCAGGAUAUGACAGUGACGUGGCCCGGGAGAAGGCUGUGGACUACAUCACUAAGAUUUACUCUGCUAGCAUCAGGAACAUGACAGGAACCAGACCUCACCUGCAGCACAAAGAACUUCCUGUGGAGGACAGGUAACACCCCAAACUGAAAUUUUAUUUUGUAAAUGAAGUAAAACAAAUAUGUUUACCCUAACCCUAACACUUCAAAGCCAGGUCCUUCAAAAACUGCAGCCUCUCUACCGGGACGCAGUCAGUUUUUAAUUUUGUGGACUGUCCUGCUGUAAUGACACACAAUAAAACAAACACUUUGUUUCCCUGCUGCCCCUGAAUGCCUCUCUGCCAGGCCUCCUGUCAGCCGAGCUGCUCCGCUGCCUGAUAAGCUGCUAAGGAACAAUGUGACCAAGAAGAAGAAGGUGGUAGAGGUGAGUGUGAGCAGGUCAGCUGACUGUCGGGUCACAUGACCCCACUGCUCUCAGCUGACCAUACCUCAUGUUGUGUUCAGGAGCUCAUGUUGGAACACGUCUUCGGCUACAGAGGCUUCGACUGUCGCAACAACCUGCAUUACCUCAACGACGGCGCUGACAUCAUCUUCCACACGGCCGCCGCUGUGGUCAUCCAGAACCUGUCAGCAGGUUGGUAGCACGUCAAGCUUUUUCUUCUUCUUCUUCUACUACAUUAAAUGCUGCUAAUUACAUCACAGCUCCUGCUUCCUGUCCUGACAGGAACUCAGAGUUUCUACCUUGAACAUACCGAUGACAUCCUGUGUCUUACUGUCAAUCAGCACCCAAAAUACCAAAACAUCAUCGCCACGGGCCAGAUCGGUGAGUUUCAGAGAUGAGUCCUCUUCGGAUAGUCUAAAUCCAGUUUAAAAGCAGCUGAAUAUUUAUGCAAGCUUCACGCUCACUUCACUGUGACAGCAGGGAGGACUCAAGAGGGAUUUAAAUUCACUGCAACACCUUAAAGUUUGACAGUAAGGUCUGCGAGGAGGAAUAGUUCAAACGCAGAGACGUGCUCUAGGAAGAAAGGGUUCAAAAUAAACUUGAACAGUCACCACAGACUGUCAUCCUCACAGAGUCAGCUCUGACUGGAGGAUUAGUGAUUUAGCUCCUUUUCCCCGCUCUCCAGACUGAAGAUGAUGUUCAGAUUUUAGGCUGCAGAGUGUUUGAUCGCCGUGUUCUUCUCAUCCAUGACCGGCUGCUUUUUGCUUUUUGCCCGCUACACCUCUUUUCUUUCUCGCUGCUUCCUCAUUGUCACCGCCUCACCUCAUCACCAGGUGACAUCAGCGACCUGCCAGGUAAGCCCUUCAGCUGUCACUCAUCUCUGACCCACCCUCACUAACUCUAACUAACUCAUGGUGUGUGUGUUCAUGUGGCGAGCUCAGAGUUUAACCUUGUUGGUGACGUUGGCUCUCGGAGCGUAGAGGCGGAGGCGUCAGGUGAGUACCAGCAGAGAAGUUCCAGAACCGUCUGUGUUUAGCUCCGCCCCCUGUGCUGUCUGUCAGAGAGCAUUUCUGCAUUGACAUGGAUCCAUAUGAAAUCACUGUUUAUUCUCCUUUAUGUUCUCCGACAUCUCUAAAGUCUUUUAACCAUGUCACCUUUACAGACACAUUUCUGUGUCCUCUAAGUCUGUGAGCUUCCGCAAGUUUUUUCACCUGAUUUUUUUACUCCUGCUUUCACAGUUCAAAAUGUAUAAAAUAUUACACCCUGUCGUUACAAAUUCAAAUUUUAAAGACUUGUCAUGAUAUUCAGUGAAAACGGCACAGACUCUCCUCAGAAACUUCAUCAUAUCAUAUUGACCCAAAUCUAGGACAUUUUAAAAAGAUCCGUUUUCUGGACUGAUUUUUAGGAGUAGGAAUUUAAAGCAGCACAAAGAUGGCAGCCUUUGUCUGAGGUUGUCAACUAACAACAUAGACAACAUUGUUUUAUUCAAGUAAAUCCACAAAUUCUCACAGAUCACAUUUAUUUUUGAUCUAUCAGACACUCUAAAAGUGACUUCUUUGUUUGGUGGAAAAGCUCCUGGAUGUCACAGAAAUAUGCCGAUAUUGUAAACACAACAAUAAAUCGUCACAUACACCAGCAUACAACUUGGAAUGUUUAAGCGCUAACCCCUGAAUUUUAACAUUCUUACCGUUUUUCAUGUAUUUGGGUCUGGUUCAGCCCCUUUGGUCUCACCACUUCGCUGUAUGUGAAGUUUAGUAUUUUAACAUGAGACUCUAUUGGGUCUGAUUCACCUUAGAGGACAGCCUCUAGUGGACAUUCAGAGAACUGCAUAUUUUGCACUUUUGCGUUGGUUUAAUUUUUCAGCUACAGAGGCUACUGCUAUGCUUGUUUGAUGUCUGAAAUGUAGUUUGAGAACCCUGAGUCUGACUAUAAUUAGUCAGGGAGCAUCAUGCUGCAUUGAAGAAGACAAUAAACUAGAGACUGAGGUUAUGAACUUGCCUUUAAAAUGUUUGCUGAGGUAGAAUGUCUAUUUGUGCAGACUGUCAGAAUGAUUUGGACACCUCCUGCUAGACAAUGCAGGUUCAGGACAGUUAUGUCUUGCAUCCAUUUCUCAUAGACAGUCAGUAGUAUGAAUGAAUAGCCCUAAACAAUAUUUUCAUUUUGGUCCAUAUCUGUGCAGUCAGACUUCAGCACAAUGGAGCUGUAUACAGCCCUUUAUUAGCGCCUGUUGUCAGCAUGUGCAUCUAGCUGAGCUAGCCUGGAUGUUACUGUUUGGUGCGUGUCGUGUUUGUGGUUUAGAGACAGAUCUUCCCACAGUUCUUGGAAAAAUUAGCCGUGGAUGUGUUGUUUGGUUUCAUAGAUAUCAGGGCAUGAACACCAGGUAUGACUAUUUAUCAAACUGCAGUGACAUUUUCCAGCCUGUCAGAGCCCUGAUGUUGUGGAAUUAACAGUCCGGUACUCUGACCCAGAGCAGUGAACCUUCCAGACAGAUUUUAGCAAGAUAACACUAAUGAUCUCUACAGGAUAGACCUCAAUGAUGAAUUAUUCUCAGGGCCCAACAUGUUGAAAAUUAGGUUUUCCUUGCAUUCUCUAGCUUAGGAACCCAGAGUGGACAGACCCCUUGCAUUCUUUUCUGCAAUCCAUCUACUAGAAAACUAGCUUCUAUAAAAAGAUCGAUUCAACCUCCUGUGGUGAUGUAACAACAGGAGUGAUUUGCGUAGGCCUGCAUGCAAAACUAUCACCAUUCUGUGGGUGAUUCUGCCUUGCCACUAGGUUACUGUGGUUUUGCUGUAAAGUCGUGAUGUCAAAGGUUAGAGUCAGACAUGCCAACUUCUCUGAUGUAGGUAGAAGAAAGGGAAUAACAAGUGUCCAUGUUCUGUCCCCGCACAGGAUGACCAAAGGAAACAGUGACUGUUUAACUGUUUCUGGUAACCUUACCACUUACACUACAAGAAGGGCUGGACAUAUACAACUACUUAAGAAAGUUGGAAUAACAUUUAAACUCCAGCAUAUCAACCAGAGACAUGCUGUGGUAACCAUGGCUUCAAAUCUCCAACAGUUUUCCUCCUCUUAUUCAGGGUCAAGGACUUGGUUAUUUGUACAGUAUGCUAGCAUGGAUUCUCCUGGAGCGCUCACCAAGCUCUGUGUUUUUCUACCUCUGCACCCUCCCUACCCACACAGCAUUCAAGCAGCCAAUCAGAGCAAUUCCGUAAUAUCUUAACAACCCACUCAGAUCCCUGUUGAUGAUGAAGUUAGAAACAGAGGCUGCGAAGACUCUACAGACGCUAAGUUUUUGAUGAUUUAUUUUGCAAUUUAAACCUUGUCUAGCAGGAGAUGUACCAACCAGCUAAAAUUACUACGGAUCUUUGAACCUACUGGGACCUUUAACUGCACCAAAUAAAAUUACCCAGAAGUAUUGCAGAUCAAUUAAAAACCCAUGUACCAACCAAGGACAUGUUGAGGGUAAAAUAAUGUCCCAGAAACUAACUUGAGCCUGCUACCGCUCUGGUCCCCUCUAGAUUCUCCAGGCCUUGUAGAAAGACCUUUUGGUGCAAAGUCAGUGUACAGUUCCUGAACUACUCAAACUUCGAAGUUCUUAGGCCUUUUGGUUCCUUGCAUCCUUUGCUCCUUGGUCACUUGAUGCCUUGGUUGUGUGGUUCCUCAGUCCUGUGGCUACUGUGUGUCUGAUACACUUAUCUCAGGCCUUGCUCCAUCCAUCCAUGUGUGGGAUGCUAUGACCAAGCAGACGCUGUCCAUCCUCCGCUGUUCCCACGCCAAAGGUGUCGGCUACGUCAACUUCAGUGCCACAGGAAAGCUGCUGCUGUCCGUAGGGGUGGAGCCUGAUCACACCAUCACAGUGUGGAGGUGGCAAGAAGGUAACAACCUCACUUUCAUGUUUUCUGACUUUUUUGAGAGUGAUUUAAAGAAUGAGAUUUAUUUAGGAGCAGGGGUAGUUUUAGUCUCUAGGGUCAAAUCUGGUGUCCCAGUGCAGUAACAGCCUCAUAUACCUGUUUACCAGGUACCAAGGUAACAAGUAAAGGUGGCCAUGCUGAGCGGAUCUUCGUGGUGGAGUUCAGACCGGACUCUGACACACAGUUUGUGUCGGUGGGGAUCAAACACAUCAAGUUCUGGACUCUGGUUGGGGGAUCACUCAUGUAUAAGAAAGGAGUGAUCGGCUCGGUGGAGGAGGGUCGUAUGCAGACCAUGCUGUCUGUCGCUUUUGGUGCUGUAAGAGAAACAGUGCAGUCUCAUAUCUCUGAAUCUGAUUCACGAUGAAAUUGUCUGUAUUUUCGGUUCAUUUUUUCUUUUUUUUUUGGACUGUCUUCCCUCCCAGAACAAUCUAACAUUCACUGGUGCUAUAAAUGGAGACGUGUACGUAUGGAGGGAACACUUCCUGAUUCGAGUGGUGGGAAAGGCUCACAGUGGGCCGAUCUUCACCAUGUACACCACCCUGAGGGAUGGACUCAUUGUCACCGGGGGGAAGGAACGACCGUGAGUACUCAAUAAGAAACUCUGCUCAGAGUCAGUAUAAGUUUGAUGAUCAGGAUGAUAUGAAUGAGUCUGGACAGGAUCACCAAACCCCAUCUGGCAACACAUGAGCAUCCACUCAAACUCCAGAAACAUGAUGGACUCACUGUUAAAGUGCAGGGUUGGGUGUGACGGCACAUUUAGGAGGGAUCGGGGCAAGGUUUCAGUUCUCAAAAGAUGCAUCCGUGUGUCCCUCACAUGCAUCUUAGUCCCUUCCUCCAGAGAUGCAAGGAACUAAAGAGAGAGAAAAGGAAAAAGAGCAUCACGUUUAUCACCCCUAUCUCCUAAUUCUCUCUUCUCCAACUUGUUAUAAAGGCCAUGGGAUGCCACUAAACUAAACUAAGACUUUCUGAAUGUCUUGUGAUAUGAUGGAGGAAAUUUCAGAAGUAUGCAUGAAAUCAGAUUAGUGAUAAUAAACUGUGAUGUUUGUGUGUAUGACAGGACCAAAGAGGGCGGGGCUGUGAAGCUGUGGGAUCAGGAGAUGAAGCGCUGCAGGGCAUUUCAGCUGGAGACGGGGCAGCCGGUGGAGAACGUGCGGUCCGUCUGCAGAGGGAAGGUAGAGGACAGAUGAAAUUGCGUAAUCCCUGACACAGCAUGAACACAAUGAUGCUGUCAGCACUUUCUUUCUGCAACAACCGCUGCAGUUUGAGAGGUCAUGUUCCCUAAUCUGUCCAUGAUUUAGUGGUUCCAACAAGUACCACAAACAGUUUGAGCUGUGCUCUUAAUCAAACACUAUUUUCACAUCAGGUUGAACCACUUUCUGACACUCUUCUCUCUCUGGUCCCUGAUGGUCCAGGGUAAAAUCCUGGUAGGAACCAAAGAUGGAGAGAUCAUCGAGGUCGGGGAGAAGAAUGCUGCCUCUAACACCAUGAUCAACGGACACACUCAGGGAGGGAUCUGGGGUUUGGCCCCGCAUCCUUUCAAAGAUGUUUUCAUCUCUGCCAGUGAUGAUGGGACCAUUAGGAUCUGGGACCUGGCUGAUAAGGUACAGGUCUGAGGAGCAAGCAUGGGGGUUCAGCACUGUAACUGUCUACUCACUUCAGGUGUUUUCUAUUUUCUGUGUCAGAAACUCCUAAACAAGGUGAGUUUGGGUCAUCCUGCCAAGUGCACCUCCUACAGUCCAAAUGGAGAGAUGGUUUCCAUCGGGAUGGAGAACGGAGAGUUCAUCGUCCUGCUGGUGAACUCGCUCACUGUCUGGGGCAAGAAGAGAGACCGUAGUGUGGCCAUCCAGGACAUCCGGUACCGUCUCAGUUUCUGACAGACAUCAGGACACACAGAGGACAGUAACCAAGUCAAACACUAAACAUUGAACCUUUUGGGGGUUUCUGGGGGUUCAGGUUCAGUCCAGACAACAGGUUCCUGGCUGUGGGUUCAUUAGAGAGUGCAGUGGAUUUCUACGACCUCUCUCUGGGACCGUCCCUGAACAGGAUUGGUUACUGUAAGGAUAUCCCGGGUUUUGUCAUCCAGAUCGACUUCUCUGCAGACAGCAAACACAUCCAGGUAAAAUCAAGUUCUGGACUCCCCGUCUGUGUGGAGACAGAAAUAUACCAGGUUAAAUCAGUCCGAGGAGUCGUGUUUAUACCCUUCUCAACUCUCCUAAAACUCUCCUAAUGUCCAUCCAGGUGUCCACAAGCACCUACACUCGGCAGGCGCAUGAAGUCCCGUCUGGGAAGAUGGUCACAGAGCCAGCUGUGUUAGAGAGGAUCACCUGGGCUACCUGGACCAGGUAGGUGGCAUUUGGGCAUGUAAUGGGGCCUCUGCUGUUAAGAGACCCAAAGCAGUCGCCUGAAUUUUCUGUGUGUCAGAGUCUGCCACUGAUCAUAUUGUACUGGGAUGUGUUGGAUCAAGAAUUUGAGCGUAUCAUUUAGAUUAUUAUCUGCUUAUAUUAUGAGAUAUUAUAAUAUUUUUUAUCAUAUAAUAUCAAAUCAAACCAUAUGGUAUGUCAUCGCAUAUCAAAUUAAAACGUAUCAAAUUUCAUAUAAUCUCAUACUCUGCCAUACCACAUUAUAUCAUAUAUUAUAUCAUAUCAUCAAUUAUAUUUACCAUAUCAUACAUAUCAUAUCCUAUCAAAGGAGUUUGUGUAAAAUCUUUUUAUAUUAUAUCAAAAAUGUUUUGUCUUAUCAUACAACAUUUAAACAAAUCAUAUCUUAUAUCACCUUCGAUCAUAUUAAGUCAUUGGUAAUAUAUCGUUAUCAGAGUGUCAUGUCAUCUCAUACUCUCAUCAUAUUUUAUUUCAGAUAUCAUCGUAUCAUAUUUUGUCUUAUCAUACAGCAUGGUAUUUAAACAUUUCAUAUCAUGUCAUUUAUGUUAAAAAGAGUAUCAGAUACAAAUGGUAUAUCAUAAAAAAUUUGAUCAUACUGUUUUAUAUUUUAUUAAGUCAUUUUUAUCAUUAAAAUAAAAUAUAUGUUGUUACCUUUUUUGUAAUACUGGUUCAUACAUCAUUUAUUGUGUCAUUAUGUAUUACAUAUCAUAUAUUAUAAUGUAUACCAUUGAUUGUAUUGUGUUGUUUAGUCAUUCAGGUUUUCAUGUCAUUAAUUUUUAUUGCUGUUCUUAGUUUUCAAAAUCUCAUCUAAUAUCAGAUUGUAUCACAUGAUAAUGUUUGCUGUGUCAUACUUCACUGUGUUUUAUCAAGUUGCAUUGUUUUUGUAUCAUAUCCAGAGUUUCCUUAUUGUAGAUUCUAAGAAACUAGCUGAAGUUUCUCUGGACUUUUACAAAGAUCCUUAAAAACUGACCAUGAGGAACAGAGCCAUGGGGUUGUACAGCAGAACUGUGAAUCCAUAAUAAAAGUGUCGCUCAUGGUAUACACUGUAGACCUCUAAAGGUUAACUGCAGAUCACAAAGACCUGACUGCUAAUCUUUCUAAAUCAGCUGGUCACCCUGCAGAACACAGUGUGCGCCCCAGAGAGCCAGCUGUAGAUUUAGGGUGCUAAAUGUUAGUCUUUAAUAGCUGAAUCUUUGGGACCAGGGAUGAGGGAACUUCUUGAAAACAUGGGUACCCUCCAUAUCGAGUGUCUUGAUAUGUUCUGGUUCCAGCAUCCUGGGUGACGAGGUUCUCGGCGUUUGGCCUCGCAACACUGAAAAGGCCGAUGUGAACUGUGCUUGUGUUUCACACGCCGGACUCAACCUGGUGACCGGAGAUGACUUCGGCCUCAUCAAGCUCUUUGACUUCCCAUGUCCAGAGAAAUUUGUGAGUGAUUGUUUAUCUGACAGUGACUCCUGUGAGCAGACAAGGACACCUCCUCACCUCUGUCAUCUCUCCACAGGCCAAACACAAACGAUACUUCGGUCACUCGGCCCACGUGACCAACAUUCGCUUCUCCUGUGAUGAUAAAUACGUCAUCAGCGCUGGAGGCAGUGACUGCAGGUGAGAGCAAGUCCUGAUUUAUCAGACUGGUUCAGAGGAAAGGUUUCAAACUGAGUCAGUGAAGGUGAUCUCUGUCUGUCUGUUUCUCUUUACAGUUUAUUUGUGUGGAAAUGUCAGUGA